Molecule: messenger RNA, 3756 nt
Organism: Salmo salar (Atlantic salmon)
Lineage: Eukaryota; Metazoa; Chordata; Actinopteri; Salmoniformes; Salmonidae
Gene: ehmt1a
Product: euchromatic histone-lysine N-methyltransferase 1a
Biological process (GO): peptidyl-lysine dimethylation; negative regulation of transcription by RNA polymerase II
Cellular component (GO): chromatin; nucleus
Molecular function (GO): zinc ion binding; p53 binding; histone H3K9 methyltransferase activity
Source: RefSeq, a predicted model, not a curated record
ACUCUGGCUGGCUGAUGCGCUGCUGCUUCUGAAAAGUAGACACAUGUUGACUGAGCAUGCUCCAUCUGGGCUGUGCAGAAGGAACCAAUAGAACAGCAGCUAUUGUCACAUGACCGUGGCUGAACGUGUGCGCCGGGUGGGGAAAGGAAGGGGAAGCAGUGUACUUUGGCUCGGUUCUUUUUCCCUGCCCCCCGUCUUACUCUAGUUCAACAACUAAGGCCAUCGAGAAAGCAGGUGACGAUUUUGGAGUGGAGAGGCCACAGCAUUCCUCCAGGACAGCCAUGGAGCGCAGGGGAGUCAGUCAGGAAUCAGAGGCAGGGAAAAGACAUCCUAACCCCCGCUCUGUGACACCCACAGGGGCCAAGGGGAAGAAGGCUCUGAGUGCUAAAUCGCACGUGAACAAAAAAUCCAAAGCUAAGAUGACAUCUGUUCACGGCUCAGUCGCUGGGUCCAAUGGUUUUAUUCUGCAUAAAAAACAAGCGAGGGCAACCCCUCAAAGGAAAGGUGGACUAAGCAAAACCCCUCCAACUCCUGCAGACAGUGGUAGAGAAGCUGUUAUAGCAGGGAUCUCAGAUGUACAAACUGCUAGCUGUCCAUCUCUGGACCCUGCCCCAACAUCAAGUACACAGUGUGCAUGGAAGACUAUGGGCAAACCUGCCUGCAAUCCAGCAGCACUGAAGCGUUUAACCAGGGACGGAGCAGAGUCGAGCAUGGAAGUCAUAGGGAUGGAAAAGUCAAUGGCACCUUCCCACAUCAAGCUACCUCCGAGCUGUAAAGGAAAGAGAGUUGUCUCUACCAAGUCACAGCCAGGGUCUAGGAAGAGGAAGAGGAAGAUGGGAAUGUACAACUUUGUCCCUAAGAAAAAGUCCAAGGUGUUGAAGAAAGAGAGCUCAUUUGUAAAGGCAGGGCAAGAAAGCGGCAGGGAGAAGAGAGUAGACCUGACGCACAGAGAGAUUUGUGAAAUAAAAGAAAGCCAAGCACUGUUAGCCAAGCAGUGUGAAGAAAAGGCAACUGACUUAAGCAAAGGAAACAAAAUGGAGGAAGAGGACAGCUGCAGUAAGCAGGAAUACACUGAACUGACUUUAGAAUCUCUGGAUCUGAAAGCCCAAGAGGAGCUGUUCUCUCCUCCUCUCUCAGGCUUUCCAGUUGAUGGUGAGGUGACAGAGACUGACCUGUCUGAAGAGCUCCCUCUGUGCUGCUGUCGCAUGGAGACCCCAUGCAGUGGGGAGAGCCUGUCCCAGACUGAGCACACCUGCAUGGCCACAGAGAGUGUGGAUGGCCUGGUGAGUCGGUGUCAGAGGAGUGUGCUGAAGCAUGAGAUGAUGCGUCCCUCCAACACAGUGCAUCUGCUGGUUCUGUGUGAGGACCACAGGGCUGGCAUGGUCAAGCAUCAGUGCUGCCCUGGCUGUGGCCUCUUCUGCCGGGCGGGGAGCUUCAUGGAGUGCAGACCGUAUGGCAGCAUCUCUCACCGUUUCCACCGUGGCUGUGCAUCAGUCAUCAAGGCCCAGAGCUUCUGUCCCCACUGUGGGGAGGAUGCCACCGGGGCCCAGGAAGUCACUGUUCCCAAAACCGUCUCCAAUCCUGUCACUGUCCCCAAAGCUGAACCUGUACUUCCUUCUGUGCCAGCUGUUCCUGCUGUUUACCCUGUGGCCCUUCUUCCCGUUGUGUCCACCAGGCCCCUCAUUCACAGGGCAAAGAAGACCACUGAGCUUGAGAGGAGUCUGGACACCUCCCCCAACAGCCUGAAGAGGGAGACGUUAGGUGAUGGAGAGGAACCAGCUAAAACGUCACUGGAGAGCAUCCUAAUGGCCCUGGAUGAUGAAAAUAUGAGGCCGAAGAAAGUGAAGUAUCACACGAAGCAGCUGUACAUCUCAGCCCAUCACGGAGAGCUCCAGAAAGUCAUCCAUCUGCUGGUGGAUGGAAAAGACCCCAACUACCUGAUGUACAGCCAGAACAAGAGGACCCCUCUACAUGCUGCAGCAGCUGAAGGACACCAGGAGGUCUGUCACAUGCUCGUCCAGGCUGGAGCUAACCUGGACAUGUUUGAUGAGGAGCAGAGAACCCCCCUGAUGGACGCUUGCGAGAACAACCGUCUGGACACAGUCAAGUACCUGCUGAGGGCCGGGGCAGCGCUCAGCCAUAAGGAUAUCAAGGGCUCAACCUGUCUGCAUCUGGCUGCUAAACUUGGACAUUAUGAUGUUGUUCAACAUCUCCUGUCCAAGGCAUCCAAGCAGGUCAACUGUCAGGAUGACGGUGGGUGGACCCCCAUCACCUGGGCUAUAGAGUACAAGCACAGAGAGCUGGUCCUACUGCUGCUCUCCAGAGGGGCUGAUGUUAACAUCCGAGACAAGGAAGAGAACAUUUGCCUCCACUGGGCAGCCCUGUCUGGCUCCAAUGACAUCGCUCAGAUCCUGCUUGAUGCCAGAUGUGACCUCCAUGCAGUCAACGUCCAUGGGGACUCAACUCUACACAUUGCUGCCAGGGAGAAUCAACUGGAAUGUGUGACACUGCUUCUGUCCCAAGGAGCAGAUGUGAACCUGAAGAACAGAGAGGGGGAGACCCCUCUGGACUGCUGUAUCUACAACUCUAAGGUGUGGGUGUCCCUGAACACUAAUAAGAAGCUGACAGAUGCCAGGAGAAGCAGGGACAGUCAUAGAGAGAAGGUCCUUAGCAGGGACAUCUCUCGGGGGUAUGAGGCAGUCCCCAUCGCCUGUGUGAACGGGGUGGACAGUGACUCCUGUCCUGAUAACUACAAAUACGUCCCUGACAGCUGUGUCACUUCCCCAAUUAAUAUAGACAAGGACAUCACUCAUUUACAGCAUUGUGUAUGUACAGAUGACUGCUCUUCAAAUACCUGCAUGUGUGCCCAGCUCAGCCUGCGCUGUUGGUAUGACAAAGAGGGGCGUCUGCCUCUGGAGUUCUGUCAGAAGGAGCCUCCGGUCCUGUUUGAGUGUAACCACGCCUGCUCCUGUUGGAGGAGCUGCAGGAACCGCGUGGUUCAGAAUGGACUUCGGGCUCGGCUGCAGCUUUAUAAAACCCAGAGGAUGGGCUGGGGCGUGAGGGCACUGCAGGAUAUUCCUCAAGGAACUUUCAUUUGCGAGUAUGUGGGUGAAAUCAUUACUGAUGCAGAGGCAGAUGGCAGGGAAAAUGACUCAUUCCUCUUCACCCUGGACAAUAAGGUGGGCGAUGUGCACUGUAUUGAUGCGCGACUCUUUGGCAACAUUGGCCGGUUUAUUAACCACCUGUGUGAACCUAACCUGCUAGCAGUCCGAGUGUUCACCAUGCAUCAGGACCUGCGGUUCCCACGCAUUGCCUUCUUCUCCAGAAAGCCCAUUCAGUCAGGCGAUCAGAUUGGGUUUGACUACGGUGAUCACUUCUGGAAGGUCAAGAGCAAGUAUUACAGCUGCCAGUGCUGCUCUCCAAGGUGUAGACACUCAUCAGCCGCUAGAGCCCAGAGUUUAGAGAGGUUGGCCAGCCCAGCCCAACAGUCAGGUGCCCAUACUGCCCUAACACAAUCAUAACACCCCCAUGCCACCUCGGUCCACCCCCAGACAUGGUGGGGAUCUUUCUCUCCCUUAUCACCACUAUGACUCCUUUUUUAAAUGUAGACUGAUAUGAAAUGUCAUUUUAAUGGCUUUGCAGACAGAAAUCAAAUGCUAAGGGUAGCCUAGCCCUAGACUGUGACAAAUGCUCACCUUUUCCAUGUAUCUUUUUUUAUUAAGUGCGCAAUAUAGUAAUAAAGUGCAUUUUAAAACA